Molecule: messenger RNA, 2064 nt
Organism: Pipistrellus nathusii (Nathusius's pipistrelle)
Lineage: Eukaryota; Metazoa; Chordata; Mammalia; Chiroptera; Vespertilionidae
Source: the annotation of a GenBank genome assembly
AUGGCCGCCCACGGGCAGGUGCAGAUGGGGCCGCGGCUGCUGGGUCUGCUCCUCCUGGUUCAAGGUGCCCAGGUUGCGGGCUCCCGGGAGGACUUCCGCUUCUGCGGCCAGCGGAACCAGACGCAGAAGAGCAGACUGAUUUACGAGCAGCAGACACAGCUGCACAUCUCCAUCCAGAAUGCGGAGGAUGCCCUCACCGUGCGCGCCCCCUUCCCUGGCGUCGCUACCCACCACUUCCCGGACCCCAGGGGCCUCUACCACUUCUGCCUCUCCUGGAACCGCCACGCCGGGAAGCUGCACCUGCUCUACGGCAAGCACGACUUCCUGCUGAGCGACCAGGCCUCCGACCUCCUGUGCUUCCAGAGCCAGGAGCAGAGCCUGGCCCCGGGCCCCCACAUGCUCGCCACCUCCGUCAGCUCCUGGUGGAGCCCCCGGAACACCAGCCUGCCCAGCACUGCCGGCUUCACCUUCUCCUUCCACAAUCCUCCCCAGAAGGCCUCCCACAAUGCCUCGGUGGACAUGUGCGAGCUGAAACGGGACCUCCAGCAGCUCAGCCAGCUUCUGAAGGCUCCCGGGAAAGCCCCAAGGAGGCCCUCGGCCACGCCCACCCGCUCCAGCCAGCAGCUGCAGAGCCUGGAGUCAAAGCUGACCUCCCUGCGGUUCCCAGGGGACACGGUGUCCUUUGAGGAGGAGUGGGUCAACGCCACCGUGUGGAAGCUCCAGCCCACGGCCGGCCUGCGGGACCUGCACCUCCACUCGGGGCAGGAGGAGGGCCCGGGGGCAGUGCGGGAGUACUCGGUGCUGCUGCCCCGAGUGCUCUUCCAGAAGGCCAAAGGCCGGAGGGGGGAGGCUGCCCAGAGACUCCUCCUGGUGGAUUUCAGCAGCCAAGCCCUGUUCCAGGACCAGAAUUCCAGCCAAGUCCUGGGGGAGAAGGUCUUGGGCAUUGUGGUGCCCAACACCAAGGUCGCCAACCUCUCGGAGCCGGUGGUGCUCACCUUCCAGCACCAGCCGCAGCCGAAGAACGUGACUCUGCAGUGUGUCUUCUGGGUGGAAGGCUCGGCAUUGACGGGCGCGGGGAGCUGGAGCAGCGCCGGGUGCAGGACCGAGAGCAGGGAGAUGCAGACGUCCUGCUUCUGCGACCACCUGACCUACUUCGCGGUCCUGAUGGUGGCCUCCGUGGAGGUGGACGCCGUGCACAAGCACUACCUGACCCUCCUGUCCUACGUGGGCUGCGUCAUCUCCGCCCUGGCCUGCGUCCUCACCAUCGCCGCCUACCUCUUCUCCAGGAGGAAGUCUCGGGAUUACACCAUCAAGGUGCACAUGAACCUGCUGAUGGCCGUCUUCCUGUUGGACGUGAGCUUCCUGCUCAGCGAGCCGGUGGCGCUGACCGGCUCCGAGGCCGGCUGCCGCGCCAGCGCCAUCUUCCUGCACUUCUCCCUGCUCGCCUGCCUCUCCUGGAUGGGCCUGGAGGGCUACAACCUCUACCGGCUGGUGGUGGAGGUCUUUGGCACCUACGUCCCCGGCUACCUGCUCAAGCUGAGCGUCGUGGGCUGGGGCUUCCCUGCCUUCCUGGUGACCUUGGUGGCACUGGUGGAUAUUAACAACUAUGGCUCCAUCAUCCUGUCUGUGCAAAGGACCCCCGAGAGUGUCAUCUAUCCUUCCAUGUGCUGGAUCCGGGACUCGCUGGUCAGCCACAUCACCAACCUGGGCCUCUUCAGCCUGGUGUUCCUGUUCAACGCGGCCAUGCUGGCCACCAUGGUGGUGCAGAUCCUGCAGCUGCACCCGCGCACGGAGAAGUGGCCCCACGUGCUGACGCUGCUGGGCCUCAGCCUGGUCCUCGGCCUGCCCUGGGCCUUGGUCUUCUUCUCCUUCGCUUCCGGCACCUUCCAGCUGGUGGUCCUCUACUUCUUCAGCAUCAUGACCUCCUUCCAAGGCUUCCUCAUCUUCCUGUGGUACUGGUCCAUGCGGCUGCAGGCCCAGGGCGGGCCCUCGCCCCUGAAGAGCGGCUCGGACAGCACCAGGCUCCCCAUCACCUCGGGCAGCACCUCAUCCAGCUGCAUCUAG